Lineus longissimus is the source of this 3859-nucleotide messenger RNA. Its product is annotated as centrosomal protein of 41 kDa-like. The transcript is spliced from 11 exons. Gene Ontology annotation, biological process: cilium assembly; protein polyglutamylation. Lineage: Eukaryota; Metazoa; Nemertea; Pilidiophora; Heteronemertea; Lineidae. The record is from RefSeq and is a predicted model, not a curated record. Bases 6 to 1085 code for a protein of 359 amino acids. Gene Ontology annotation, cellular component: ciliary basal body.
CAAACAUGUCUGCCUUUGCAAAAAAGAAAUCUAAGAAACCAAUUGAUCCCCUGAAUAAGAGGAUCCCUGAAAAUCCGAAGUAUAAAGAUGUCCAAGCCGUUGUCGAUACAGGAUCAAGUGUCAGCAAGUAUAUGAGGAAGGUGGAAGAGAUCAGACAAAAUUACAGAUACAGAAAAGAUGAAGUGUUCAAACGGAUGAAACCUACCACAUUUGUUCAACUGAUGAUUCAGGUUGCCGAGAUCAAUGCAUUGGAUAAUGAAGUUGAUGAGAAUUUCCCUCCAGAUGGCACUGGCGAUACCAUGCGACCAGACACAGCAGAUACAGCAUUACCAGAUAUGACCGGUAACGGCCAUGACACUGCCGAGAAUGGGAAGGAGGACGACCACAGCCCGGCACCAUCCUUGGCCCUCACUGAGGGAGAUUAUGGCGCUACUCCUUCCAACAUGAAUACUGCUAGGUCUACUCUGCAAAGUGUAAUGCGAGGUGUAGGCGAGUUAGAUGUAAACCGACCAAAUACUCCUAAAAUGCUUAUAGAUGAGACUAGGCCAUAUCUACUCCUGGAUCUGAGGGAUCGGGACGAAUAUGAUGAAUGCCAUCUCAUUACAGCAUUGAAUUAUCCACAUGCCAUGCUGUCAAGAUCGGUAAAUUUUGAAACAAAAGAUAUGCUGGCUUAUAAAAAUCAACCAGGAAAAAUCAUCCUAGUUUAUGACGAAGAUGAGAAGAUAGGACCUAAAGCUGCAAGCACCCUGGUCGAACGAGGAUAUGAUAAUUUGUUUAUGCUCUCUGGAGGCUUGAAGGUGGCCUAUAAACUCUUCCCCCGUGGCCUCAUCACUGGAACCGUCCCUGUCAGUAUUUCACCCCUGAAGAAAGGAGCAGUCAGGGAGCGAGCCUCGCAGACAGAAUUCUCUUACGAUGACCUGGAUACAUUGAAUUCACAAUUAGAUACUGCACUGGAUGACCGCAGCACUGGAAGUCGUUUGAGCAAGGCCUCAACCUCAGCCAGCCGUACUGCAUCUCAGAUGACCAGCAGGAGUGUUGCAUCAUCCAUGACAGGCAGUAUCACCGGCAGAGCUCCAUUCAAAUGAUUCGCAGCACGGCCAUACGAUCACGAACUGCUCAGGGUGUAAUUGGGGGUUUUGGUCUCUUUGGAUUGGCAGUCUCAGACUGGAGUUGUGACAUUACAAACUUUUUUCAGUGACUAGUGACGCAUAGUUGUUGACAUCAUGUGGCAUUUAUGAGAGAUAUGAUUGUGGAGGCACACCCAAGCAAAAGUUUGUAGUAGAAAGAUUUCAUUCAUGGUAUUAACUCUUGACUACCCACAUUUUACCAUCUUGAUGUAUCAACGGUUAACAUUCACAAAUUUACUUGCUCAUUAUCACAAGCCCAUCACCCUUGAAGCUUCAUGAUGCAAAUUGAUUUCCUGUUAUACAGUCUUGUAUAGUUUCGUCAUUAUCGUAGAAGUGGCUGAGAAUUCUCAUUGGUUCAGAAAUCACUCAUGGUUUGAAUGAGUGGUUGUGACCCUUGAGAUCGAUAUUUAAUAGUCGUUAAAGAGGUUGGUUGUUUUUUAAAUGUCCUGUUUCCUUACGAAGAGCAAUCGCGUGUGAUACUGCUAACUCUUUUUAACAGUAUUAUCAUCUUGUUAAGCUGUUGGUUGAUCUUCCUUGGUUUCUGAGUGCUGUCUUCCAUAAUUGUUUCACUGAUUAUUUCUCAAUAAGAAAUGCGACUGUCCUUUACCACUGGAAAAACUGUCCUCCCAGUAGAUUGGUGUUAUAAGAUUUUUCAUCCUGUCGGGUGGGUUCCACAACGUUUGGGUGAUUCAAGUAUUGAUGCCAAUUCUCUGGGCCAGGUGUAUGUCAUGGAUGUCGUGGCUCUGAUUUAUUUCCAGGUUAGAGCCUGAUUCAUGAAUGAUCACUGCCACAGAAAUUGCAAUGAACUAAAGCUACUUGAGAUUUUGACAAUUUUUUUGGAUUUGCAAAGCACAAUGCUGUUUAUAAUGUGAUGUUUUGAUGUGCUGUUUGACACCGUGUUGUGUUAACUUUAUCAAUUUCUAGUGUCAGCUGUCUGACUUUCUGUUACUUAAUCACUUCAUGACAGAUAUGAUAUAUAUCCUUCAAAUGAUUAACCCUAUUGAAUAAUAGUUUGGCAUUCACUGAUUUCUGAAACCAUUAUUGACAAGAACUAACCCCACAAUCAAGCCUUCUGAUUGGCUCAUCUCUAAUGCAUGCAGAAUUCAGCUGAUUUGAUUGGGCAAUCCACUGGAAUUAAACCCUUUUUUCUUUUGGAAAUUACUGAAUGUUGUGAAAAUUACAUAGUUAUUGUACAUGGUUUACUUGUCACAUAGUUGUAUCACAUGAAGCUGGUCUUUUUGUGAUGGGGGGGGGACCUUUGAGAUUGUCCAGUAGUAAUCCAUCCACUUUCAUUAAUCAACUUGGCCUGAUAUGAAAUGUCAUGUGCAUGUACCACUACCUGAUGUAACUGUUACUAAUACAAUGCAUUUCAUGUGUCAAUUUCUACUUAGUAUCUCCCUCCAUAUUAGACAAACGAAUAUUUGUUAUCGUUAUAUAUGAUUGGAGUGGCUGUUAAAUUGCUGCAGUACAAAGCUGUAAUUCUUGAAUAUGUAGGAUUGUUAAAAGAUAGUCAAAUUUCAGUUGGGUUUAUAGUACUUGUGUACUUAUUUUCAUACAUUAGUCUCAACAGAUUUCUUUGCUGUUUUGUAUUCAUGGCAGGAAAAUGGUUCACUGCUGAAUGAGAUUAUGGAUACUUAUCAAAAAGUUGCAGGACAAAAUGCUGUAUAAAUAAAAGUAGAGAUUUUGUAAGAAAUGAUGUGUGUUCGACACUUUAUUUUAUGUAUGAUUCUCAAAUGACUGUUGAUAGAAUUUUGUACAGUGUAGAACCAGUGUAGAACCAGUGUAGGUGUUUCAAUUGUUGUCAUUAUUGAAUGUCAGUUCAACAAUAGUGUAAUUUGAUAAUGUCUGUGCCAAUUCUCUGUAAAUGAUCUCCUUGAUUGCAUCCUACCUGUAUGUGUUCACUUCAAAACUGUCGAGAACUAACUAUAGAGUAAGUCCUACCUGCAUGUGUUCUUGCACAUCCCAAUCUCUCCAAAUGUAGAUUUUUGAAUGACUCAAAAUGUCUGUGAUAUUGUGGCAUUUCUGUAUGGUUCUAACAUCCUUGUAGCACUAACAUUAACAACCUUCUGACAUCAUUGUCAUUUAGUGAAAUGCUAAUGUACAUACUGGGCAGAAUCUGCUGUGGCCAUCUGUGUAAAACAGCAUAUAAAGUCAGAGAGUUGUCCCCUAUCGCUUUAGGAAGUGGACUGAUCGGGUAUCAAACCCACAACCUUAUUUCAAAUAUCAGUCAUACCUCUGUGCCACUCUAAAAGCCAAUAUUUUGGUCAAAUAAGUCAAAUGCAAAAUUCCUUCUCUUGAAUCAUUUUGGUUUACUGAAUGUUAAAUGCUUGUGCCCAGUGUCCCAUCUCUAUCCCCUUAAUUCCUUGACAUUUAGUGACACUUGACAUGUACUGUAAGUUCUAUGAAGAGUAACUUGUUGCAGGCAGUGACCCAUGAAAAAUAUUCUGUUAGUUACAUAUUUGUGAGGUGUCCUUAAACAAGUGAGUAGUACAUGUUAUGCGUUAUCAGAAAAUUGUGGUGAAAUGGCUUCUUUCUGAUGUCGAACGCAGACAUUCACUGAGUAAUGAAGCGUGCUGCCUAUUUUCAGAUUUUAUCACCAAGGUGUGGCACUCUAUUGUGUAUUUAUGUUUGGUGUGGAGCUGUGCUCUUAACACUAUAUUCAGUGCAUAAUUGAAUGCAUUAAUGUAGAGAUAGCAGUGUAUAAGUUUUAUUGUAUCAAAGCUGGAAUAAAA